GGGAUGAGGGUCCCACCACACUGGCUGCUCACCAGCACUGAACUGGGCCCCUUCCCGCGGAGGGUGGGGGUGGAUUACUGGUGGCUGAGCCCCGAGAUUAAAACAUGGGCGGAAGAUUAAUCCUGGGAAGAGUUUGCCCCGUUUAAUAGAGCCCGGCAAGUGACAUAAAUACCAGGCAGGAUUAGGGGCUGUCUGCAGCCGUGGCAGCCCAGGGACGGAUCCAGCCUGGGCCCAGUCCCCCCUGGCUGGCGGGUCCCCUCCCGGGCCACCCUUGGGCUGGGAAGGGGCUUCUGCAUGGCAAGGGGAGGCAAAACACCCGGUGAAAGUGUGGGGGCUGGGAUUUAGAUUUGCUAUGGCAACCCGCUGGCAUGGAAGGAGCGCCAGGAAAUGUCAGGGCGAGGUGAGCCCCGGGGAGGGGCUGGGGCUGCUGGGGAGACUCUCCGCAUCCCACCGUGGGGACACGGGAACGGCUGGUGGGACCCGGAGGGCAGCAGCAGGAGACCUGGGAGCCGCCUGGAGCAACGCAUCCCCCCGGCCGCCUGCAGGUCCAGUAACGCCCCAUUGUGACUAGGGUGGGGGGGGGGGCCCUGGGGUGCCCCCAGCCCCAUUUUUGUCUUGCAGGGAGGCCCUUCUCACCCUCUGCCCUUGGCCAUGCCCCUGCCUACCUGCUGAGCAUCCCCCCAGCGUGGCGGAAACAGUGGGAUGCCCCGUUGCACUGGACCCAAAGGUGGCACCCAGGGACCCCCAGCUUUGUUGGGGGGGGGCAGUGAUUGGGAUGACACUGGGAAGAGACAGAGCACCUGCGCUUGCUGUCUGGCACCUAAUCCACCCUGCGGGGGUCCUGGUCCACAGCGGAGGGGUCUGAGCCAUCUCCCCACCUCUAUGGCUCCUUGUCCCCUUCCCAGCUGGCCAGAGAGCUGCCCCAGUAAAGCCCAGUUACCUGCAGGCCCAGCAUGGCAGGGGGCUGUGCUUCUCCGGGAGGAUGCUGGGCUCCAGUGCUUGCGGCUGCGGAACCGGUGGGGCUUUGUUUCCCAGUCGGUGCCAGCACCUCUCCCUCUGCUGCCGAGGGGAUGUGCUGUCAGGGCUCUGCACCCCUAUUUGCGGGGCCGUGGACCCCCAGAUCGGGGGGGGCUGGUGGACAGGUUGCUGUUGGAGGGACAGUCCCCUCCCCAGAGCCGUGGAGCAGCGCAGUGGUGUCACAUCCCAGCCCCGGGGGGGGAUGUGCGGGCUAGUGGUUCGUGUCCCUCGGGGUUGUGGUGCUACCGAGGGGACAUCUCGGCUGUGGAUGGGGGUCUCGCCACUGCCUCCACCCAGACGGCUCUGGCCCCGCCGGGAGAGCACCGAGGCGGUCCCGGGCCACGGGUGGCGGGGGAGAUGCGCCCCCUCGGAGCCCCCAGCCACGCGUGCCCGCAGAGCAGCCCUGGGGGCGCGGGCAGGGCCGGGGCUCAGGGGGCUGGGCGCUGCCUGUCCCUGCCGCCACUCGACGGGACGGGACGGGCCGCCCGCUCCAGCUGGGGGCCGGUCUCCGCUCCCGGAGCCCUUUCACGCCUUAUAACGGGACGGGAACGAGCCCCGGGCCGGGGGCAAGCGGGCACGGGCACAGACCCGAGAGCACGGGGGUGCCCGGCCCCUCCUUGCCUCGCCGCCGCAGCAAACCGGGGCCGAGCCGGACACCGGGGGCUGCUCCCCACCCCCCCCUCCCCCCCGUGUAUCCUCCCCCAAACACCCACUUUGUUGUUUUGCAAAACCCCUGAAAUAUUCAUGGCGCUGCGCCGAGCGCCUCUUAAUGAAUUUUUGAUCAAAACGUUAUCAAGGAGCCAAAAUAAGCCGCCCCCCCUCCCUAAACCCCCACCAUCGCGGGGGGACACGACCGGCCCCGGUGGUACCGGGGGGCUGGAGGAGCCGGGCCCAGCCGGAGGGGCCUUUCGCGGGGCCGGGCAGCUCGGGGGUCGCACCCCGCCGCGGGGCACGGUUAUUCCGGGGCCGGAGGCAGGAUUUGGGGUGGUCGACGUGCAGCCCCGGCCUCCUGCUGUCCCCCGGACCGGGAGGGACCGGCCGAACCCCCGUGAAGUCCCGGUUAGACGGGACGGGCGGUGGGCAGCCGGGGCAGCACGUCCCGGCACCCCCCAGCCCCGCCGGGGGGAAUAUUCGUUGAUGGGGAAAUGCAUAAGCGGAGCUCAUUAGGGGAGAGCAGGGAGCCGGCGGCCUCCCCGGCAGCAGCAGGCCGGGGGCUGCCCCUACCGGGGGCGGGCAGAGCUUGCGGGGGGGCACCGGGGCAGCCCCCGCUCCCGGCCCGGGCCCGGGUCCGCGGGGGGACGCGCACCCCGGUCGUGCCGGUGGCUGCAGCAACCUCGGCCCACCCCAGCCCGGCUCUGCGGCUCGGUGUCUGCGGGGGUGUGCGCUCACCCAACCCCCCCGGGGGACAAAUUUGGGGCACAAACCCCGCCGGGCGCUGCGCGGAACCGCCUUUACCGCCAGCGAUUUUUAACGCGCUCUGAAAAUCCCGGUGCGGCGGAGCAAGGGGGGACUCCGCUCCCAGCCACUUCGGACCUUGGAGGUGUUAAGACCCGGGGCCGGGGCGGGGGGGUGGGGAAGG
This is a messenger RNA of Falco peregrinus (peregrine falcon), 2596 nucleotides long. Its product is annotated as collagen alpha-1(I) chain-like. The record is from RefSeq and is a predicted model, not a curated record. The transcript is spliced from 2 exons. Bases 703 to 2184 code for a protein of 493 amino acids. Lineage: Eukaryota; Metazoa; Chordata; Aves; Falconiformes; Falconidae.